Molecule: messenger RNA, 2126 nt
Organism: Maylandia zebra (zebra mbuna)
Lineage: Eukaryota; Metazoa; Chordata; Actinopteri; Cichliformes; Cichlidae
Source: RefSeq, a predicted model, not a curated record
UCUAUGCACUGAACACGAAAAAUGAUGAACACGAGGCAGCCAUCGCUACUCUUAAGGAGGCUCAUGAAGAGGAGGUGCAGCAGAUUCUUUCUGAGACCAGGGAGAAGAUACUCCAGUACAAGAGCAAGAUCAGCGAUGAGAUGGACCUGAAGAAGCGGAUCCAGUCUCUGGAGGAGUCAAUGGAACUCCACGAGAGGAUGAAGAGGCAGGCCCUGGCCGAGUUCGAGAGCUACCGUCAGAGGGUGGAAGACAUGCAGCUCUGCACUGAGGCUCAGCACACGCAGCGUGUGGUGUCCAUGUCAAGGGAGGUGGAGGAGAUGCGACGGUCCUUUGAGGAGAAGCUGCGUACAUUCAGCCAGGCACAGGCCCAGUUCGAGCAGGAGAAGAGGGCCGCGCUGGAAGAGCUCAAGGCUGAGCACAGACAGGAAAUCCAGGAGCUUCUUCGCAGCCACCAGAGCCAGAACGCAAACUACAGCAAAGACCAGGAGAAACUGGUACAGCUCCAUAAAGCCGAGGUUGAUUCUCUGACAGAGCGGGUGGAGGAGCUGAAACAGGACAAGAAGAGACUGGUGGAGGAAUACGAGGCCAAACUCAGCAAGGCUCAGGCCUUUUAUGAGCGCGAGCUGGAGGCCAUGAAGAGAACCCAGCAGCUUACCGCCGACAACCUCUUGGCAUGGAAACGCACUGAGGCCGAGCUGCGACGGGAGUUUCAGACUCAGGAGGCGGCGCUGCAGAAAACCCUCGGAAAACUGAGGGCCGAGCUGGCCAGGGUGUCGGACGAGGCUCGGGAAAACCGGGAGAGGUCCUACAAGCUGCAGUCGUCACUUAACACUGCAGAGAGCACCGUCAAAGACUUAACCAAGCAGCUGGACGAGGUGACCCAGAACUCGGAGAUUGUGGAAAUCCGUCAGAAGGAGGCUGAAUGUGAACUAGAGGCAGCCAGAGACCGAGUUCAGCAGCAGGCAACUGAAAUACUUCUCAAAGCCAGUCAGAUAAGCAGUCUGCAGGCCACCCAGAUGACCCAGGAAGCAGCCAUCAGAGACCUGGACAACGAGCGGAAUCGGCUGAAGGACAAGGUGGUGCGAAUGGAGGAAGAGAGGGAGGCCCUUCAGAGCCAGGGCCAAGCACUGGAUGAAAGACAGAAACAGCAGCUCCAGGCCCUGGAGAAGACCCUCCGUGAUGAGAAAGUGUCCCACGAGAAGGACGUGAACAGUCUGCGAGCUCGAUACGAAGAGGAGACCAGCCAAAUGAAGGAGAGCCAAGCUCGAGCUCUGGAGGAAGUCGCCAAGAAGAACAGGGUGACCCUGGAGACCGCUCUCAACAACGCCGAGAAGGACAAGAACCGCCUCCUGGCUGAGCUGGAGCAGCAGUUUGAGAGGGAGCGUCAGUCACUGGAGGAGCAGAAGACGCUGCUCAGGCAGCAGCUGGAUGAGCUGAGGGAGGAGCUGACGUCCAAACUCAAUGCAGCCACUGAGGAGGUGUCUCGGCUGCAGCAAGAAGUACAGCAGGGGGAGAAUGAUAUUAAAACAGCUGAGGGGCAGAUCUCCACACUGAAGGAGGCGCAGGACAAGCUGCUGGAGGAGCUGGAUGCUACACGGGCCCGACUGAGAGAGACCAGCAACCUGCUGACUGCACUGCAGGGAGAGCUGGAGACCCAAAAACGUCAGCAUGAAGCCAAACUCAUCACCACCAAAGAAGAAGAAAAACAUAAGAUGGACAAGAUGGCUCUGGAGCUGGAGCUCAAAUGGACUGAAACACUCAGGCAGGAGUGUAAGAAGCUACGUGAGGAGCUGAAAGAGGAGCACGAGGAGGACAAAAACUCAGCCUUGGCUCAGCUGGCGCAAAGCAAGGAGCAGGAACUGAGCAAUGCCAGGGAGAGCUGGCAAAGGAAAGUGGAGGACCUGCUAGAACAGAUAUCCUUGUUGAAGCAAAGUCUGGAGAUGCAGCUGUCCCAGUCGCAGUCGUCGCUGCAGCAGCUACAGCACCAGUUCAGCCAGGAGAGGGAGCACCUGAGGAUGCAGCUGGAGGAGCUGCAGACGGAGCAUCAGAGGCGACAGCACCGUCUGCAGGAGGCCCACCGCUGCGCCAUGCAGGACAUGGAGCACGCCAGGCAACGUGAUUUGAAG